Molecule: messenger RNA, 1191 nt
Organism: Eremothecium sinecaudum
Lineage: Eukaryota; Fungi; Ascomycota; Saccharomycetes; Saccharomycetales; Saccharomycetaceae
Product: HHL274Cp
Exons: 1
Coding region: 1-1191 (396 amino acids)
Molecular function (GO): ATP binding; RNA binding; RNA helicase activity
Source: RefSeq, a predicted model, not a curated record
AUGUCUGACAGUAUCACCAACCCAGAAAAUUCUGAAAUCCAAACCAACUAUGACAAGAUCAUCCACAAGUUCGAUGAAUUAGAGUUGAAGAAAGAUUUGUUGAGAGGUAUUUACGGUUACGGUUUCGUUGACCCUUCUGCUAUCCAACAACGUGCCAUUUUGCCAAUUAUUGAAAACCACGAUGUUUUGGCUCAAGCUCAAUCCGGUACUGGUAAGACUGGUACCUUUUCUAUUGCUGCUUUGCAAAGAAUUGAUGAAACCUUGAAGGCCCCACAGGCUUUAAUCUUGGCUCCAACCAGAGAAUUGGCUUUACAAAUCCAAAAGGUUGUUAUGGCUUUAGCUUUACACAUGGACGUCAAGGUACACGCUUGUAUCGGUGGUACUGACCCAAGAGAAGAUGCUGAGGCUUUGAGAGCUGGUGCUCAAAUUGUUGUCGGUACUCCAGGUCGUGUUUUUGAUAUGAUUGAGAGAAGGAACUUCAAGACUGACCACGUCAAGAUGUUUAUUUUGGAUGAAGCAGAUGAGAUGUUGUCAUCCGGUUUCAAGGAACAAAUCUACAAGAUCUUCACUAUGUUGCCUCCAACUACCCAAGUUGUCUUGCUUUCCGCCACUAUGCCAAAGGAAGUUUUGGAUGUCACUGACAAGUUCAUGGACAAGCCAGUUAGAAUCUUGGUCAAGAAGGAUGCUUUGACUUUGGAAGGUAUCCAACAAUAUUUCAUUAACGUAGAGAAGGAAGACUACAAGUACGACUGUCUAUCUGACUUGUAUGACUCUAUUUCCGUCACCCAAGCCGUUAUCUUCUGUAACACCAGAAGAAAGGUCGAAGAACUAACCAAGAGAUUGACGGACGACGAUUUCACCGUCUCUGCCAUCUACUCCGACUUACCACAAGCUCAAAGAGACACUAUCAUGAAGGAGUUCAGAACCGGUUCUUCCAGAAUCUUGAUCUCCACCGAUUUGUUGGCCAGAGGUAUCGAUGUUCAACAAGUUUCCCUUGUUAUCAACUACGACUUGCCAAACAACAAGGAAAACUACAUUCACAGAAUUGGUAGAGGUGGUCGUUUUGGUAGAAAGGGUGUUGCUAUCAACUUAGUCACUGAAAGAGAUGUUGGUGACAUGAGAGAGUUGGAGAGAUUUUACUCUACUCAAAUUGAAGAAUUGCCAGCCAACAUUGCUGACUUAUUUGAUUAA